UCUACCCUUCUUCUGCUCCCCACACCUUAAGCUCUGCCCCAGUCCGCUCAUCCUCCUUCUCUCUCAGCCACAAAGAAAGAAAGCUCUGUUGGAAUGCAACCUAAUGCUUUUCUCCCCUCUCUCAAUCCCCGCAAGCUCCCAUUAACAACCUCCCCGUGCCACCAACGCCAUCAGGACAUCUACUUGGGCUGCUCCUCAUUGGUUUAUCAUUUGUCACCCUGCUUGGCUUCCUGGAGCUGUCAUGCCGUCCUCCAUUCUUUCACAUGUUUGUGCAUCUGUCUGUGUGGAUGCGUGCAUGAAAAGCGCAAUCCCUUUUGAUUCUCUGGGACUUCGGGGAAGAAAUUGAGCAUCAACGGAGUCAUGGCAUGCAGCAUUGCUUCCUGUGACAGACGAGAAGGAAGAAGCUUUUGGGUUGUUUGGGCAUUGUAUAAAUACUCUGUGUUGUGACUCAGCUAGAGCCUCAGAGUGACUCUGAUGUGGAUUAUGGGAUUGAGGUUCAAGAUGAUGAGAUUCAGGUUCAAGAUGACUCUGAUGGGAAUUAUGGGAUUCAGGUUCAAGAUGAUGAGAUUCAGGUUCCAGAUGACUCUGAUGGGAAUUAUGGGAUUCAGGUUCAAGAUGAUGAGAUUCAGGUUCCAGAUGACUCUGAUGGGAAUUAUGGGAUUCAGGUUCAAGAUUAUGAGAUUCAGGUUCCAGAUGACUCUGAUGGGAAUUAUGGGAUUCAGGUUCAAGAUGAUGAGAUUCAGGUUCAAGAUGACUCUGAUGUGGAUUAUGGGAUUCAGGUUCAAGAUGAUGAGAUUCAGGUUCAAGAUGACUCUGAUGGGAAUUAUGGGAUUCAGGUUCAAGAUGAUGAGAUUGAGGUUCAAGAUGACUCUGAUGUGGAUUGUGGGAUUCAGGUUCAAGAUGAUGGGAUUCAGGUUCAAGAUGACUCUGAUGGGAAUUAUGGGAUUCAGGUUGAAGAUGAUGAGAUUCAGGUUCAAGAUGAUGAGAUUCAGGUUCAAGAUGACUCUGAUGGGAAUUAUGGGAUUCAGGUUUAAGAUGAUGAGAUUCAGGUUCAAGAUGACUCUGAUGUGGAUUAUGGGAUUCAGGUUCAAGAUGAUGAGAUUCAGGUUCAAGAUGACUCUGAUGUGGAUUAUGGGAUUCAGGUUCAAGAUGAUGAGAUUCAGGUUCAAGAUGACUCUGAUGUGGAUUAUGGGAUUCAGGUUCAAGAUGAUGAGAUUCAGGUUCAAGAUGACUCUGAUGUGGAUUAUGGGAUUCAGGUUCAAGAUGAUGAGAUUCAGGUUCAAGAUGAUGAGAUUCAGGUUCAAGAUGACUCUGAUGGGAAUUAUGGGAUUCAGGUUUAAGAUGAUGAGAUUCAGGUUCAAGAUGACUCUGAUGUGGAUUAUGGGAUUCAGGUUCAAGAUGAUGAGAUUCAGGUUCAAGAUGACUCUGAUGUGGAUUAUGGGAUUCAGGUUCAAGAUGAUGAGAUUCAGGUUCAAGAUGACUCUGAUGUGGAUUAUGGGAUUCAGGUUCAAGAUGAUGAGAUUCAGGUUCAAGAUGACUGAUGGGAAUUAUGGGAUUCAGGUUCAAGAUGAUGAGAUUCAGGUUCAAGAUGAUGAGAUUCAGGUUCAAGAUGACUCUGAUGUGGAUUAUGGGAUUCAGGUUCAAGAUGAUGAGAUUCAGGUUCAAGAUGACUCUGAUGGGAAUUAUGGGAUUCAGGUUCAAGAUGAUGAGAUUCAGGUUCAAGAUGACUCUGAUGUGGAUUAUGGGAUUCAGGUUCAAGAUGAUGAGAUUCAGGUUCAAGAUGACUCUGAUGGGAAUUAUGGGAUUCAGGUUCAAGAUGAUGAGAUUCAGGUUCAAGAUGACUCUGAUGGGAAUUAUGGGAUUCAGGUUCAAGAUGAUGAGAUUCAGGUUCAAGAUGACUCUGAUGUGGAUUAUGGGAUUCAGGUUCAAGAUGAUGAGAUUCAGGUUCAAGAUGAAUCUGAUGGGAAUUAUGGGAUUCAGGUUCAAGAUGACUCUGAUGUGGAUUAUGGGAUUCAGGUUCAAGAUGAUGAGAUUCAGGUUCAAGAUGACUCUGAUGGGAAUUAUGGGAUUCAGGUUCAGAGUGUUCCUGCUGUGGCAGAUGAGGAGCAGGGAGGCUUUCCCAUGGUAGGGAAUGGUGUUGAUGAUACUGAAGCUAGCCAGGUGCAAAGGGAGGACAGCUCCCAGUCUGAUAGCAGGCAGACAUACACUAAUGCUAAUGAGCUGUCUGGCUUUUGGAUCUUUGUAUCGAGCUGGCUGUUUGGAAUUCAGGAUUCGCAGGAGUGCUUGAAUAGCAAACGAGGGAGGUCAGAGGCCAAAGAAAUGCGUUCAUGCUAUGCAAAGGGUAUUAAAAGAGUGUGCUGAGAGAGAAAUCUUUGUCAAAGCAACUUCUCGUUUGAGUCAAGAAGCCAGCUCUAGCUUUCUCAGAUUGUCUUGCAGCUUUGGUGUAUUCAUGUUUCUUGGGACCUGAGGUGCAACACUGUUGCUCUUCAGCCUUGUUUGCUUGACAAAGGGUGCCAUGUGCCAGCUCCCUGUGCCUGUUUUUUGAGAGCAUUGUAGAAGAGAUAUGGGUCACAAUCUCUUCUCAGCGUGUUGUUGAAGGCUUUCAUGGCCGGAAUCACUGGAUUGCUGUGAAUUUUCCAGGCUGUCUGGCUAUGUUUCAGAAGCAUUCCCUCCUGACGUUUCACCCACAUCUACGGCAGGCAAAACGUCAGGAGAGAAUGCUUCUGGAACAUGGCCAUACAGCCCGGAAAACUCACAGCAACCCAGUGAUCACAGCCAUGAAAGCCUUCGACAAGCCCAGUUUAGUUUUGUUUAUAUGGAGGAAGAUUCAAAAAGGCAGCCUGAAAUGGGAGACUGGUUUGCCUCCUUACUGAGAUCUUGACCCAGGUGAUGCAAAUAUCUAUCUAUCUAUCUAUCUAUCUACGAGGGCUAUCCACAAAGUAGAUUACGUUUUGGAAUUAAAAAUGAACAAAGUAUAGGAAAAAACAUUUACCAUAUGCAGUUGCAAGCCAAUACUACUUCUCAACAUAGUCGCCAUUCAAAUCUAGGCACUUGUCAUAGCGAUGAAUGAGCUUGGCAACUCCUUCUCCACUAAAUUCUGCCGCUUGCGUCCUCAACCACUUGUUUCCAACAGUGGGGGCAUGGCUGGCAACACAGUGUUUUGGCAACAUUGCGCAGCUGCGGAAAGAGGAGACUGGCUGGUUGAGGACGGAAGCGGCAGAGUUUAGUGGGGAAGGAGUUGCAAAUCUCAUUCAUCGCUAUGAUAAGUGCCUAGAUUUGAAUGGCGACUAUGUUGAGAAGUGGUAUUUGGGUGUGGCUUUCAACUGCAUAUGGUAAAUGUUUUCUCCUAUACUUUUUGAGGACGCAAGCAGCAGAGUUUUGUGGGGAAGGAGUUGCCAAGCUCAUUCAUCGCUAUGACAAGUGCCUAGAUUUGAAUGGCGACUAUGUUGAGAAGUGGUAUUUGGGUGUGGCUUUCAACUGCAUAUGGUAAAUCUUUUCUGCUAUACUUUUUGAGGACACAAGCAGCAGAGUUUUGUGGGGAAGGAGUUGCCAAGCUCAUUCAUUGCUAUGGUAAGUGCCUAGAUUUGAAUGGCGACUAUGUUGAGAAGUGGUAUUUGGGUGUGGCUUUCAACUGCAUAUGGUAAAUGUUUUCCCCUAUACUUUUUGAGGGUGCAAGCGGCAGAGUUUUGUGGGAAAGGAGUUGCCAAGCUCAUUCAUCACUAUGAUAAGUGCCUAGAUUUGAAUGGCGACUAUGUUGAGAAGUGGUAUUUGGGUGUGGCUUUCAACUGCAUAUAGUAAAUGUUUUCUUCUAUACUUGGUUCAUUUUUAAUUCCAAAACAUAAUCUACUUUCUGGAUAGCCCUCGUAUCUAUCUAGUAGCUCAUGACCGCCUGUCUUCCCUUUCUAUCUGAUUGUCUUCUUUUCAGUGUUGUGUUCUCUUCCUUUCCUUUCUCUGUCUCUCUCUCUCACUCCUGGCUGUUGCUUGAUCCUGAUUGAACGUGGUUCCGCCAUUGCCACCCCGCAGUUUGCCUCCGCCCUACGUUCAGCUUUUCUCUUUUGCCCUGUGAGCAAAAUCCAACUCCGCAAUGCCAGCUUUCCGCCCAUGGCAGAAGAAACCCUGUCUUGAUCCUUUUUGCCUGCAGGUUGCAUGAAGAAGAUGGAUUCACUUGUUUGGUUUUAUAAAAAAAAAACAUACAUCCUUUGAGCAAGAGGGACUGAUUUAAGAGAUGGGUCUAUCUCUUACUUGCUUGAGGGUGGCCUUGAGACGGAAAGGGCAAAAAAGUAUAUCUUAGCACCUCCUGAAAUUUUGUAAAUAAAGUUCUCUUCAAGGGUGAUUCAUUCAAGCACAGAACUCGGAAUCACGGCUUCUUGCUGUUAUUUCGAUACUUAAAAAUCACAUCCCCAGACAUCAUGAAACAAGAGAGGCAAGACAGGCAGAUCAUAUCCCCGAACAUAAGCAUAAGAAUGAGCAAGAUUUCAGGGGGGAACCAGAAACAAACGCCUACGCACACAUUAGGCAUUAGUUCUCAGCGGUUGAAGUUGGAUCUGAUAUACUAUGGGAAAGAGUGGAAGAAGGGAGUGCAGAAGAGCUCAGGAAAGACUGGGUUGCUGUGAGUUUUCCGGGCUGUAUGGCCAUGUUCGAGAAGCAUUCUCUCCUGACGUUUCACCCACAUCUAUGGCAGGCACCCUCACAGGUUGUGAAGUCUGUUGGAAACUAGGCAAGUGGGGUCUAUAUAUCUGUGGAAAGUCCAGGGUGUGGGAAAGAACUCUUGUCUGCUUGAGGCGAGUGUGAGUGUUGUAAUUAAUCACCUUGAUUAGCAUUGAAUAGCUUGCUUCAAAGUCUGGCUGCUUCCUGCCUGGGGGAAUUCUUUGUUGGGAGGUGUUAGCUAGCCCCGAUUGUUUCCUAUCUGGAAUUCUCCUGGUUUUUUUAGUGUUCUUUAUUUACUAAGCCACUAAUUCCAAUAGAAAACCAAUCUCAAAUAUAUAUAUACAGUACAGUCUCACUUAUCCAAGCUAAACGGACCGGCAGAAGCUUAGGAAUUUAGCACUGAAAUAUCACGAUAUAUUGAAAACAUUGACUACAAAAAUGGCUUGGAUAAUCCAGAACCUUGGAUAAGCGAAAGUCUACUGUAUAUGUGUGUGUGUGUGUGUGUGUGUGUGUGUGUGUGUGUGUAUAUAUAUAUAUAUAUAUAUAUAUAUAUAUAUAUAUAUAUAUACAGUAGAGUCUCACUUAUCCAAGGUAAACGGGCCGGCAGAAGCUUGGAUGAGCGAAUAUCUUGGAUAAUAAGGAGGGAUUAAGGAAAAGCCUAUUAAACAUCAAAUUAGGUUAUGAUUUUACAAAUUAAGCACCAAAACAUGUUGUACAACAAAUUUGACAGAAAAAGUAGUUCAGUACGCAGUAAUGUUAUGUUGUAAUUACUCUAUUUACAAAUUUGGAUAAGCGAGUCUUGGAUAAAUGAGACUCUACUAUAUAUAUGUGUGUGUGUGUGUGUGUGUGUGUAUGAGAUUGGUUUUCUAUUGUAAUUAGUGGAUUAGUGUCUUUGUGAUUCAAGGGAAUCCAUUUUCUUUUUAGUUCUUUAUUUACUGUUCCGAUUCUAGAGUCGUUUAAUACUGGGAGCCAGAUUUUGUUCAUUUUCAUGUUGGAUGGACUUUGUUGAACCACUACACAGAGAAGCCAUUGACAUCCACAAGCAUGUGCACAACUUCAACAGAAACUAUGAAAAUGAACAAAAUCUGGCCACCAGUAUUUAAAAAAAAACUCCAAAAUCAGGACAGUAAAUAAAGAGCAACACUCUGAAAACAGGGGAAUUCUAGACAGGAAACAAUCAGGGCCUGGUAACACCUCCCAACAAAAGAUCCCCCCAGAAAGCAGCCAAGUUUUGAAGCUGCAAGGCUAUUCAAUGCUAAUCAAGGUGGCCAAUGACAACAUCCAACCUUGCCUCCAACAGACAAGAGUUCUUUUUUCCACCCAAGAGAUAUAUAAACCUCCCUUGCCUAGUUUCCAACAGACCUCACAACCUUGAGGAUGCCUGCCAUAGAUGUGGGCAAAACAUCAGGAGGGAAUGCUUCUAGAACAUGGCCAGACAGCCCGGAAAACUCAUAUCAAUUCAGUGAUUCUGGCUAUGAAAACCUUCGACAGCACAACAUGCCUGAUGUUUACACACAUAGCCAUUCCCAUCCCAUUGGAAGCUCUAUAGGUCAUCUUUGCUUCUGGACACCAAAUAUAUGAACAUCAGGGCCAUGGAGCUGGAGGCGAUGAAGCCAGCAGGUGCCUACUGCUUCUCCAUGUGUUCACUGAACAGUUGAAAAAUUUUCCAGAGAGGGCUUUGGUGUGGCAGAAUGCUUAUUCAUGAUCGGUUGGCAAGUGAGCAAUAGUCCAAGUCUAGUCCAAGUCAUUUUGAUAUGUGAGAUGAAAGACAUCCUGGCCUUUCCUUUCCUUUUUGGCCACAAAAACUGCCCUGGGGACCACACUUUAACAUCUGCAACACAAGACAAUUGUCUCACUCUCCUGACUAUUAGAACCGAUCAUUAUUUAGUAAUAACUAGCUGUGCCCAGCCACGCGUUGCUGUGGCAAAGUGUAGUAUGGGAAAUAAAGUAUUGAGGAACACAACUAGGACACGAAGUGAGCAAGGCCUAAAGGGGGCGGGGCCUACCCUUCUGACUGGCAGCCAGGGGGAGAAUGGCUCUUCCUCGUCCUCUAUAAUUUGGACUUUAUUUUUCUAGGUUUUUUUGAUUGAAAGACAUAGAUUGGAUGACGAUGUCUUUUGUGGCCAAAUUCGGUGCGAUUUGGUUCAGUGGUUUUGUUGUUUACUCCAUGGGGAAAAUGCACAUUACAUCUCUCUAUAUAUAUAUAAAAGGGUAAUGGAAUUUCGGCCUAGGACAAAACAACAAAACGACACAUCCCAGAAACACUAAACUUGGCAGCACAACCCCUCAUCCAGGCCUCUACGUUCAUACAACAAAAAGAAAAGAAAAAUAAAGUCCUAAUUAGAGGGAGAGGAAUAAUUGUUUUUAUCCAAUUGUUGCCAGUUAAAAGGCUAAGCUCUGCCCACUUGAUCUCCUAGCAACCCACUCAGCCCAGGGGACAGGCAGAGUUAGGCCUCACUUAGGCCUCUUCCACACUGCCUAUAAAAUACAGAUUAUCUGAUUUGCACUGGAUUAUAUGGCAGUGUAGACUCAAGGCCCUUCCACACAGCUAUAUAACCCAUUUAUAAUCUUAUAUUAUCUGCUUUGAACUGGAUGAUCUUGACUCCACACUGCCAUAUAAUCCACUUCAGUGUGCAGUCAGACACAACUGGACUUCAUGUCAGGAGAAAAACUUUACCCUUUACCUUAACUACCACCAAUUCCUCAGUACUUUAUUUCCCAUACCACCAUACUUUGCCACAGCAACGCGUGGCCGGGCACAGCUAGUCUAUAUAUAUAAAAAGGAAAUGGAAUUUCGGCCUAGGAGUAAACAACAAAACUGAAAGCCACAGAACCACAAAACUUGGCAGCAGAACCCAACAACCUUGCCGCUAGGUUCCUACAACAAAACCCAACAUCUGGAACCGAACAGGGAGCCAAAAACACAUAAAACAGGGGAAAACUAUCUGCGCCUGCGCAAACCACAAACUGGCACGCACCCAACACACACACUCCUCAACCAUUGCUCAGGCCAUUACAUGCCAAUCAAGGUGACUAAUAACACCAUUCAUACCUCCCGCACAGAGACUACUCAUUGUUUUCCAACUCACCAAACAAGAAGAAAACGGUCAGGCUUUGAGGUUGCAAGGCUAUUCACUACUAUUCCACCAGACCAACAAAUGAUUCUGAAAAGCCACAGCAACCCAUGGCCAGGCAAAGC
Messenger RNA from Anolis carolinensis (green anole), 7846 nucleotides. RefSeq lists its product as uncharacterized. The coding region runs from base 475 to 2361 and encodes 628 amino acids. NCBI's taxonomy places the organism in Eukaryota, Metazoa, Chordata, Lepidosauria, Squamata, Anolidae. The transcript has 3 exons. The record is from RefSeq and is a predicted model, not a curated record.